This is a messenger RNA of Pocillopora meandrina, 6781 nucleotides long. The record is from the annotation of a GenBank genome assembly. NCBI's taxonomy places the organism in Eukaryota, Metazoa, Cnidaria, Anthozoa, Scleractinia, Pocilloporidae.
GCCAGACAAUGACGAUGCAAUAAAUGCGAUCGAUUCGAUAGCGUGCAUUAGGGUUAUUAUCUAGUAACCUAAGGUUUCAUCUAGUAAAUUACCCUUACUGAAGUAACAAGCGGCUGGAAAAUCCGAGGUAACUUACAGUUCAAUACUCAAAUUAUAGGGCCUGGAUGAAGUGAAUCACAAUAAGUCUUCCCACGCAGCGAAGAUCGGACGCGGAAGUUAGUCUGCAUCCUAACAGGAAAAAACAGACCAAGCUCUUUACUCGGUAAGUCGACCCGCGUUUUCGUUAUGGCAUUUGUUUUAAAGGUUGAUUCUGGAUGAUUUGUUGAUCUAUUUCUUAAUGUGAGCCAAACACGGUAAAAAAACUGAGGUGUUUCAACUUUGACGAUAUCGCCCAGUACAAACAACAAUAUUUCAUCAGUGUUUCAACUUUCGUCGACUGCAAAGCGAUUGAAAGCUUUCCGAACAGCCAUAUAUUAUGAAUUAGCGUUUAAUUGUUUUUUUCUUGCGAGAAGGUUUCUAUAUCAGUUCUAAGAGGUCGAGCGAAAAAGGAGAGUUUUCUUUACGAGAAACAUUUGUCGAGCCGGCUGCAAUGACUGCUUUGAGAAAUCUGAAUGAUCGAGCGCGGGAGUUACACUGCCUAGCAGGCAAAAAUAGACCAAGCUUUACUCAGUAAGUCGAUCAGUUUUUUCGAUGUGACAUUAGUUUAAAAGUUUAUUUUGGAUGAUCUAUGAUCUCUUUCUUAAUCUGAGCCAAACACGGUCGAAAACACGAAGUGUUUUAACUCUGACGACAUCGCACAGCACAGACAACAGUAUUUCAUCGGCGUUUGAACACGCCUUCUCUGCACUGACUCUAACCAGCCACUUUCGUCGACUGCAAAGCGAUGUAAAGCUUUCCGAAUAGCCUUAUAUUUAAUCCAUCGCGCAGACGUCUUUUUGAAUUAGCGACUAAUCGCUUUUCGCGUGUUAGAAGGUUUCUAUAUCAGUUCUAAGAGGUCUAGCGAAAAAGGAGAGGUUUACCUCCGUGAAACAUUUUUCGAGCUGCCAUGACUGCACGUCUUCGAGUCAUGUAAACUUUGGGAAAUCUGUGCCGUUUUAUUUCGAUGUAAGGCCUUUUCUUUCGUAUAUCGACUCAGCUUUGCUAUGGAACAAAACAAAUUUGAUUGGAACGAAACGAUGGAAAUGGAACAGAGCGGUGGGAUACAAAAGUUCGACUUCUGGGCGAAAGCUGUAGCCCGCUGCCAUCGCUCAGGGAAAACCAGUAGUAACACUGGGAUACGUUUUAUGAUCGCCAACUGAAAACGAGUGACUCUAGAUCAAGUUAUAAAUCGUAUAAAUUUCGUUUAUCGGUCUAGCUUUGGUAUACAUCAUGUACAUAUUUAACAGAACCUGAGUUCAUUCCACCAUGAAAAACUAAAUGAGAAACGGAAUGAAAUUUGUGAACAUCAUGAUCAGACACUUCCAAAGAAUUCCUAAUCCUCAAUUUCAACUCAAUACGCAUACUAACUUUAAAAGUCCCUGCAAAUAGUCAAGCCGAAGGGCAGAUGGAUAAUACGUUGUUAUUUUUUCGUCUAGUGUGAGUAAAUUAUGCAAAAGCUUGCUACAGGCGUAGCCUCGGAUCAAUGAUCAUUAGUUUAAUCAUGUUUUGCACGCAUGAAAAGCACUGCAUACGACUGUUUUCAUUGAUAUUCUCGAGCUUGUCACCAGAAAAGCCAGUCUCUUGAUCUUAACGAUUAAAACUCGCGUAACAAACGUCAUUUGUCGGCGAGCACUGCUCACGCUUUGGAUCGGCAGAGUGAAUAAGCGCCUCAUCUACCAGAUUUGAUUCAGUUGACAUAUGUGACAAGUGUAAUUUAAUCAGAAGUACUUCCGGAAUGAUUUCAAUCGUGAAGAGUCCCUUCGAAAACAAACUCAACUCUUAGACUUUAACAGACCGAUAUCAUCUUAGUAUUCCAUUGAUAUCCUGAAUUUACUCUUUGAAGCAAAAUUUCUCAAAACAGAUGUCAAUAUCAAAACAUGACGUGAUUCGAUAAUAUAACGAGACUAUCGGAAAAAAAUUACGGGCGAACAACGCUUCAUAUUUGGACAUUUACGCUGCUGUCUUAGAUAGACAAAACUCUCUAUUCUAGUCUCGAGGAACAAUCCAUAUGAUUUAGAUAGCUGCAAAUCCUGUUGAUUCAAAUUUCCAUCGAGCAGUUAUACCCGGUAUAACUGCUCGAUGGAAAUUUGAAUGAUUCAUAAAUUUUGAAUUGCAGGUUGGUUCAGACAUGAUAUGUUUCUGCCUGUCGCGUGCAUGUAACACUAAAAUUUAAAUUAAUCAUCACACAGUCAUUUUUCUUCAAGAAAGUUCUAAAUAGAGCGGGGUUUCUCAAGAGAGGAGGAUCCGCAUCUUCUAAUGAUUUUCUAACUGUGUGCCAUGCUUUCAGUAAGACUUGAUGGCUUCACAGUUGAACAAUGAAAGGGAUUCCAAUGUUUUAAUUUAGAUUUCGCGAAGAGGUUUAGUUUAUUUCCAAGUGCCAUGCGAGCUAAACCCUUGGACUAAUAAACUCCCUUAUUCAGAGGUGGCUGAAAUUGCAAAGCACUUAUCAACAUUACACUACAUUCACCAAUGACAUUAUGCCAGCACCAAAUUUGUAAUUUACUAAUCAUUAACGAAUGCAUUGCGAGGGAACUGCAGGCACCGAGCGCAGUUCAUUUCAUCUGUAGUCUUCACGUCAUCAGAAACAGGAAAAAAUAAAACGAAACAAAUUGUUUUGAAAUUACUUAAAGUUCAUCUAAACCGUUUCAGAUAUUAUUAUAAGACGCAAGGCACCUUGAUUUCUCGUUUUUUCCUCUUUUCCUUCUUUUUGAUUUUCAUUCCCUUGUCCUUUUUUUUAACAGUUACUAUAAUUUUUUACUAUUAUUAUUAUGAAACAACCUACAGAAACCACAGUGACUCUUUCCACAGUAAAGAAAUCAAAGUUCAUAUUUUAUGUUUAAUAUGCACGUUUAAUUAUUCCAUAGGAGUUUUCAAAGAGAACAUUUGCCAGCUUUAUAAAAAGAAAGAUGGCUCCUACCUCUGGGGAAUUGUCCCAGGAUAAGCGACGUUGGUUAGUUAUAAGUAUAUGUCUCCAUAUUGUCGUCAUUCCACGUCUCAGAGGAAUAAUUGCUGAAAAAAUUAAAUCAGUCUACGAUUCGAAGAAACGGAUGAACCGCAUAGACACUCAAACCCAUUCAAAAUAUCUGAGUAAGAUUUUUCCAGGAGCCAGGAGAGAUCUGAACUACGAGAGCAUAAACGGAAACGACCACCAAGACCCUGAAAACUUCGAUUACAAAGUUGAGGAUGCAGUGUCUUUGGCUAAGCUUUUGGUUCAACCUUUCAUGGCAAAAUUCACUGCAUUCGAUGACUCCUUCGAUACUUCAGCUGCCUUGGCCGUGCUCUCAUAUGAAGGAUUAUUCAGGCCUGGUGUUACCAAGUCAGCAAAAGACGUUAACUUUAACGUGCGCACGGAAUGGGCACAUCCAGACUUUACUAAAUGGACAAAGAAGUAUUAUACUGAUUGCUUCAGGUUCCUGAAGGAUUUGGUUUCUCAUAUAUCGGUGGAAUUUCCUGAUUGGACGGAUAACACGCAGAUCCUGCAAAGAUUACAGUGGUGGAAAAAGCAUGGUAUGUUAGGGUAGCUUAAAAAGAAAUAUAGUUGUUGAAUUGAUGUUAGAGCAGCCUCUACCUCUCUUGGCAAUCGAUAUCUACUUAUAAUGAGGCGGAGAAAGGAUUUCGUUCGUUAAGGAUCCACUCGCGUCAAAAAGUGUAAUUUAUUGCGUUACUCAUGUAAAGGAUCCCCUGACUUCGCCAUCAGAGAUAGCUUUGGUUCAUAUUUGUUAAGUUGUAACUUGGAAUACAGUUAGCGAUUAUACAUUUUAUUUAAAUUAUUGUAUAACUUCAUGUUGGUAUUAGAAGGGUUACUUUGUUCCAGUUUCGUUCCAUAUAGGCAUAACCUAUUGCAGGCUGCCUGUAAUGGACCUAAUUAAACGGUUAGGGUUGUCACUAGAGGUAGGUAGAGCGUUUGAAUUACUAAUCGAAAGGUCAUGGGUUCGACUCCCAUUGAGAGCCCUGGGAGUUUUUUUUCUCGGAGUAUGCCUCUGUCAUUUACUAAGAAACAUCACCUUUUGCUAAUGGCCAGUUCGCUAACGUCGUCAGCUGUUUCGCCAACGUCUCAGGUCAGUUCGUUAACGUCUCAUAGGUCGUUUCGCUAACGUUUUGGGUUAUUUCAGUGUCGUCUCUUUAGUUUUAAUUUCCAAUUUUAGUUUGUUUUAUAUGUUAAAGAACAACUUACCCUGACACACUGAAUGUAGGCUAGUAAAUGUUCGUAAAUACCGACACUUACUACAAACUUGAGUUACAAGAAAUUAUCUUUUCUCCUCUAAGUCACUGUUACAGUUAUUGAGAGCAACCUGAGACGUUAAAGCGCGCAGAAAUCUUGAGCCGGGAGCUUGACAGCGACCUGCGAAUUGACUUUCAGUUUUUCCUUAAAACGACUAACUCCCACCACGAAUUUUCGGUCGAUUAGAAGUUGAUCAAGUUCUGCCGAUAGAAUCACUAAAAGUUUUGUUAUACGUUAGCGAAUUGCUCUAAGAUUACGACGAAACGACCUAAGACGUUAGCGAAAUGGUCGUUAGCGAAACGAAUCGUACGCGGAAGGACAGGUUACCUCUUUCACCUGUUCUAAACUGCUUUAUGACCAAACAAAAAUAUUACAAGACGAAGAAAGAGGUAAAGUUAGUUGCUAUGUGCGGCUUCAUCAUAUAUGAAGUACACUUAUCUUAAACUUGGCAAACUCUACAUCAACCAAUUGAUGACUAACUUCUUUUUAACAUAUCUUAACAGGAACGGUUUUUUGUCUUGGGAGUCUAGAUGUCCCCGAUUUUCUUCGCGACUCUUUGCAGGAGGUGAAGGCUUUCUCCAAAACCUUUACUGAUUUGAGAGGAACUUUGAGCGAGGAGGUUCAGCUUCAGAUAAGUGAAGCACUUGAGUCAUUCAAAUCUGAGCUAAGAGUGGAAGUGGACUCACUUAACAUUAGACAGUCCAAGUUGGAGUUAAAUCAGAAUCAGGAAAUCAAAGAACGACGAGAUGGACAGGAUAACAUUUGUGACAGAUUAAGUACACUUGAAAGUAACCAGGAAGCUUUAAAAGAGGAAGUUUGUGCCUUAAGAAAGGAAAGGAAAGGCGUUGAGAAUGAAAUCGAAGUGUUAAAAAAGACAGUUCUAGAAAUGCAAAUGAAACUGAAGGAAAAAAAAGACGUUGAGACGGAAAACAAAGUCUUAAAAAAGACAGUUCUUGAAAUGCAAAUGAAACUGAAGGAAAAGAAAGACGUUGAGGAUGAAAACGAAGUCUUAAAAAAGACAGUUCUUGAAAUGCAAAUGAAGCUAAAGGAAAAGAGAGACGUUGAGAAUGAAAUCGAAGUCUUAAAAAAGACAGUUCUUGAAAUGCAAAUGAAGCUAAAGGAAAACGAAGUUCUUGAAAUUCAAACACAAUUCGAGACGCUAAGAACAACUAACGCAACUUUUGGAGAGCAAGAACAGAUUCAGGACAGCGUUUAACGCGCCAACUCUUUGCUCUAGUUCUGGAACAGACUAAGAGCGAAAAAAGGUUGAAAUAGCCAGGACUCUUGUAAAAAGAAGCGCUUUGAAGGAUGAGACCGCACUUUACUGCUAUUUGUUUUAAAAUAGAUGUACACAUUCGAUUCAGAGCCAUCUUAAAUUAUUAAAGAAUUAAGGUUUAGUCAAAUACGACCUUGCAGUCAGACUGACAUAAUCAGUUCUGUGAGAAUUUUUUUCUUUUAGACCUAGAGAGUAUUGAUUCUUACAUUAACUGUAACCAUGUUAUUUAGGUCGCAGACUGAAAAAAAUUCUGAUUUUUCCUAAUUAAUCAAAGCUAUACCUGCGUCACCAGAGUCGCAAGCCUAUGCUGAAAAAGAAACAACAAAAGCAACAACAUAAAACAUAGAAACCUAUGCAAAACAAAACAAAACAGAAAACAAAAACUGAAUAGAAAAAACUAAAACAGCAAAAAACAAAAACAAAACCCAAAAAAACAAAAAUAAAAACUGAGCGAACAAACAAACCAUGAUACUAGGAGUAGCUGCUCGACUGCUUAUUAUAUUAGUAGAAUACAAAAAAAAUCUGUAUAUAAAACAUCUUAAAGAAGAUUCAGUUCAGGCUAUUUGAAUAAAUCUAGAAUUACAUUUUCCCAAAUAAACUCUUAACGUCUAUUUACAGGGUAAAAGGAGCUUACGGAGAAAUAGAGUUCUGAAGAUUAUAUUUUAUGGAUGGGGUAAGGUUUUAAAAUGCCUACUUUGGAAGAGAACUGCAAAGUACAUUAUAUAAUUAGUCUCUUUUGUGUUACUGGCUGUCUUAGCAGGUCCUACAAACAUAGGCCUUACCCUAAAAAAGGCACUUUUAUCCACAAAGACCAUGGUAGGGGAAACAUUUUUAAAGAUCUGUCACUGUUCUGACUCUAACAUGAACAUUCAUGAGGUGGUAGUUGAUAAACUACCUCAAAAAAAACAAAACAAAACAAAAAACAAAAACAAAAAAAACUCAACCAAAAUUAAUUGAUUCAUUUUGGCACUUCUGGUCACCCCUACUGAAAGGGCCAAAAAAAAAACCCGUUGAGAAAGGAGACUACUUUUUGUCUGGUAAAGGGAGGCAUUGCCUUUAAAAGGAGCAGUAGGAACUGUGCAAAGCCCACGAGCUCAUCUAAAAAACUGAAUAUUGAAUAUACACACACUGGUUGUGUUAUUGAG